Messenger RNA from Musca domestica (house fly), 1880 nucleotides. RefSeq names its product putative fatty acyl-CoA reductase CG8306. Gene Ontology annotation, cellular component: peroxisome. NCBI's taxonomy places the organism in Eukaryota, Metazoa, Arthropoda, Insecta, Diptera, Muscidae. Bases 1 to 1731 code for a protein of 576 amino acids. Gene Ontology annotation, biological process: long-chain fatty-acyl-CoA metabolic process. The record is from RefSeq and is a predicted model, not a curated record. The transcript has 6 exons. Gene Ontology annotation, molecular function: alcohol-forming very long-chain fatty acyl-CoA reductase (NADP+) activity.
AUGCUGGACAAAUUGCCGAUUGCUCCAAAAAUUUUGACCUUUCCCAAAGAGAGGCCAAAAUUACAAUUCGAAAAAGAGGUGGGAUUUGCCAAAGUCGAUCAUGUCGAUGAUACCGAAGUGGAUCGCAUUGCCCAGAGCCUGGCUGGUCGAGCAAUAUUUCUAACCGGUGGCACAGGAUUUAUGGGGAAAGUCCUUGUGGAAAAAUUGCUAAGAUCUUGCGGGGAGUUGAAAAAAAUUUAUCUUUUGGUGCGGCCCAAAAAAGGCAAGUCACCCGAAAAACGUCUUAAGGAGGUGAUGGAUGAUGUGUUAUUCGAUAAAGUCAAAGAACAGCAUAGCUUGGAUUGGAUAGCGAGUAAGGUCGUACUCAUAACCGGCGAUGUAUUGGAACCCCAGCUGGGUAUAUCGCCAGAAAAUAUCAAAACCUUAAGAAAUGAAGUCUCCAUUGUGGUACAUUGUGCGGCAACAGUGAGAUUUGACGAACCCCUACGCAAGGCCGUCUUCCUGAAUGUUCGCGGUACCAAGUAUACACUUGAUUUAUCCAGCACAUUUAAACAUCUAAGUGUAUUUUGGUAUAUCUCAACGACAUAUUGUCAUGUCCAUGUAGAUAAUCUUUACGAGAAGCCCUACGAUCCACCCGCAGAUCCGCAUAAAGUUAUUAGCCUGUGUGAAUUGUUGGGUGACAAACACAUGGCGGCAAUCGAGAAACGACUAAUGGGCAAUAUUCCGAAAUCCUAUUCAUAUACUAAAUCGUUGGCGGAGGCCUUGGUCGUGGAGAGAUUUGGUAAAAUGCCAACGGGUAUAAUUCGUCCAUCGAUUGUAAUACCAACGUGGCGUGAGCCGAUUCGGGGUUGGGCCGACAACGUGAACGGACCCAUUGGUCUCUUAAUUGGUGCGGGAAAAGGUGUCAUACGCACCGUGUAUAUUCGUGAAGAUGGUUAUGGAGAUAUGAUACCAGUCGACUUUGCUGCAAGUGGAAUUUUAGUGGCCACAUGGCGUUAUCUCACGACAGAGUUUGAACCCAUGGAUAUACCCAUUGUACAUCUGUCAAGUUCGAAUGAAAUAAAAAUUACCUGGGGAGAAGUCAUUGAAGUUAGUCGUUGGGUUAUAAACAACAAGGUGCCACUUAAUGGUGUAGCCUGGUAUCCGGGAGGUUCCAUGAAAUCCAGUUUAGUAAUGCAUUGGAUAUCGAUGAUACUAUUCCAUUGGUUGCCAGCAUUACUGGUGGAUUUCUUGUUGGUGAUAUUACUCCAAAAACCUGUUUUAAUUCGUGUGCAAAAACGCAUUACCAAGGGUUUAGAGGUAAUCGGCUUCUACGCUAAUGGAACAUGGAAUUUCGAUAAUACAAAACUUAUUGAACUGCGAAAGCUAAUGAACAAUAGAGAACGUUUGACAUAUCCCAUAGAGGUGUUCGAAUUUGAUCUGAUUGAUUAUUUCGUCGAUUGUGCGAUGUGUGCCCGUCGUUUUAUGCUCAAACAAACGGAUGAUACAAUACCAGCAGCCAAAAGGCAUUUGAAAAUCAUGUGGUGCCUGGAUAAACUUCUCAAAGGCCUGUUCCUUUUCGGUCUAUGCUAUUACAUAUAUCAACAUUUCCUUGCCGAUUUCUUGGAGAAUUUCUUAGGUCGUUAUUAUGGGCAUAAUGAGACCAGCGCCACCAUUUCUAAUACACCAAAUCCGGAAUGGAAUCAAACUCACAUUGGGGGAUACUGGAUGCUGCUGUUACCCAAAAAUUAGAAACAAAUUAGAAAUUAAGAUCUUUAUUUCCUGUUUAUUUGAAUUAAUUCAAAAAAUGUGUAUAUAGUUUUCUUUUAAGUUUAAUUAUUCUCGUUUAUUUUGAAAAAUAACAAUUGAAGUUAAAAAAUGGCAAUGCUUCCUCUCUCUCU